UCUAUUCUUUCUUUGUCACCAUGGCUGGGCUAAAUAUAUUGGUGGCAUUUUUUAUUUCCACUGUAGCCAUAUGCCAGCUCCUUCGUUGGGCAUCUAAAAAAUUCCUACCCACCAGGCUCCACAGGUGUACGGUUAGUGAGCUGGCCAGCUCUUUACAGUUAUGUGCCUGCUGCAUGGAGCUCCGCAUGUUGGUGGAUAUUGGUAUGUGGGGAGGUGGCUUUGGUCCUGAUGUAGUUAUGACUCUCCUUUUUCUCCUAUUUGUGACCCAUGGGUUCACUUUUGAUGGAGCAUCAGCUAAUUCUGCAGUCUCACUACAGGAACUCUUGCUCCAGAAUUCUCCUCUUAUUGACACAAUUGCUAAACUGUUGACCCAAUAUCUAGGCAUGGAGGUUGCCAAGGUGUUGACCAAACAAUACUGGGUGCUGGAGCUGACAGAAUUUCAUAUGCUUCAAAAUAUAAUGUCACAAGACUGCAGUUCGUCUCUGCAAACAUCGGUUUCUCAUGGCAUCUUUGUGGAGGCAAUAUGUGCUUUUUGCUACCAUUUGGUUAUUCUUCGUCUUCAGAACUCUAAAGCAAUUUACAGGGUGCCUGCAACUGCACUUACAGUCACCUUUCUGGUAUAUGCAGCUGGUCCAUAUACUGCUGCUUUCUUUAACCCUACGUUAGCUUCUUCUCUUACAUUUCACUGCUCUGGAAACACACUUAAGGAAUAUGCACUAGUUUAUUGGGGAGGAUCCUUGAUUGGCAUGAUGUUGGCUCUCUUCCUUUAUCAAGGGAACAUCCCUCUGCUGUUCAGGAGGAACUUGCUUUACUCUCAGAAGGGCAAGUACAAAACCCCUAAGGGAAAAGCCACGAAAGUCACUUCAUCUAAAAAAGUUGUUGAAAACCCAACCUCCUCAAACAGUACUAGCCCGAAGAAAAGCCCUGGAGAGGCCGUGAAAAGAAAAGAAUACACCAUCAAAAAAUAAAAGCCAAUGAACUCAGUAAAUGUUAGGAAAAGUCAAGGAAAGCAGAGCUUGUAUGGUCUGGCAUUUGGGAGUAUCAAUAAUAACACAACUCCCCUGAGAUAUACUGUGGCGCUACUUAUAUUGCUGUCCCAAAACAUAACAGUGCUCAGCAAUGCUUUGCAGGACUAUUUGACAGCAAUUUCUGAUGGGUGAUCUAAUGAGCU
Molecule: messenger RNA, 1171 nt
Organism: Bombina bombina (fire-bellied toad)
Lineage: Eukaryota; Metazoa; Chordata; Amphibia; Anura; Bombinatoridae
Product: aquaporin-12
Exons: 3
Coding region: 21-968 (315 amino acids)
Biological process (GO): transmembrane transport
Cellular component (GO): cytoplasm; membrane
Molecular function (GO): channel activity
Source: RefSeq, a predicted model, not a curated record